Girardinichthys multiradiatus is the source of this 3433-nucleotide messenger RNA. It is a transcript of the gene vps26a, whose product is annotated as VPS26, retromer complex component A. NCBI's taxonomy places the organism in Eukaryota, Metazoa, Chordata, Actinopteri, Cyprinodontiformes, Goodeidae. The record is from RefSeq and is a predicted model, not a curated record. Gene Ontology annotation, cellular component: endosome; retromer complex. Bases 154 to 1140 code for a protein of 328 amino acids. The transcript has 9 exons. Gene Ontology annotation, biological process: intracellular protein transport; retrograde transport, endosome to Golgi.
AAUGUUAGUUUUGUCUUUCUCUGACCCCGCCCAUACUCACAUGACCCGCGUCACGUGACGGAACGCCUGCUUCUACGCCCCGCCCCCUCAUCGCAGACCGUCAGGCUAAACGGAGGAAGGCUAGCUGUUAGCUUCAACUGGCGAGACGGCGAGAUGAGUUUCCUGGGAGGAUUAUUUGGGCCAGUAUGUGAGAUAGAUGUGGUGCUGAAUGAUGCAGAGAACAGAAAAACAGCUGAGCUGAAGACGGAAGAUGGAAAAGUGGAGAAACACUACCUUUUCUAUGAUGGAGAGUCAGUGUCUGGAAAGGUGAAUCUAAACGUGAAGCAGGGAGGGAAACGACUGGAGCAUCAGGGGAUCCGCAUCGAGUUUGUUGGACAGAUAGAGCUGUUCUCUGAUAAGAGCAAUACCCAUGAGUUUGUGGACUUGGUGAAAGAGCUGGCAUUGCCUGGAGAGCUAACCCAGAACAGAAGCUACGACUUUGAAUUCAUGCAGGUGGAAAAGCCUUAUGAGUCGUACACUGGAGCAAACGUCAGACUAAGAUAUUUCCUCCGGGUGACAAUAGUUCGCCGCCUGUCUGAUUUAGUGAAGGAAUAUGAGUUAAUUGUUCAUCAGCUGGCCACUUAUCCAGAUGUAAACAACUCCAUUAAGAUGGAGGUUGGCAUUGAGGACUGUCUUCACAUCGAGUUUGAAUACAAUAAAUCCAAAUACCACCUGAAGGAUGUGAUAGUUGGGAAGAUUUACUUCCUCCUGGUCAGGAUCAAGAUCCAACACAUGGAGCUGCAGCUCAUCAAGAAGGAGAUGACGGGUAUAGGUCCUAGCACUACCACAGAGACGGAAACGGUUGCAAAGUACGAGAUCAUGGAUGGUGCUCCUGUUAAAGGAGAAUCAAUUCCAAUCAGACUUUUCCUGGCAGGAUACGAUUUGACGGCCACCAUGAGGGACGUUAAUAAAAAGUUCUCUGUUCGCUACUUUCUCAAUCUAGUGCUGGUGGAUGAGGAGGACAGGAGAUAUUUUAAACAACAGGAGAUUGUUUUGUGGAGAAAAGCUCCAGAGAAGCUGAGGAAAAGAAACUUCCACCAGCGCUACGAGUCGCCUGAGCCCAGGAGCCAGUCGGUUUCAGCCGAGCAGCCGGAGAUGUGAGGGCCACACCUAGAAAAACUGAAAACAUACGCAAACGCAUCACAGCUCCUUUCUGCGUAACAGCCAGAGGUGUGAGGGCUGACCCCACUGUCUAAAUGGUCUGAGAAACGUCCGUAAACACAUAUACACACUAGCUAUCCUCAGAUAUCCCCUGCCCCCACAAACCCUGCUCAAAACUUCACAGCUUCGGAUGUGAGCUGCUACCAUUGCUCUCUCAGCCAGAGCUGUAACACACAAACAGAUGUGCAAACAAAUGCAACAUAAGCCUGCUGAAUGUUGAAUGUCAAAGCUAAAGAGAAAAUUUGCCCAAUUAGAAAACAGUGAGACGGCCAAGUUAAUUAUAGCUCCUUCGGACUACAAACACACCCAAGCACACUUACAUGAAGCCAUACAGUCUCAGUCUGCUGAAUGCAAACUAACCAGGAAGAAAAAGGAAGAGAUGUUGGCUACACACCACCAAAGCACUUUUCCCUUCUGAAUCAAGAGCUUCUCUUGACGGAACAUCUGAUUCUGGACUUUCUCUCACACGUUUCCUCACACUUUACAUAAAAGUAACGUUUUCUGGAGUUUGCAUGAGCUGCUUGGGAAACGAAAGGCUUCAAAGACCAGAAGAGGCGGUGCUAUGAGGUUACAUCUAUGCUCUGUAUUUAUGUAAACUACCUGACUGCGAGCUGCCAUUCACUCAGCUGGAGAGUCAAGGAUUUCACAUUUAAGCUGAUUUAUUACUACAAAGAUGUUGCAGCGGUUUACAGACCCACAGGCAUUGUUCUGCUUUAAUUGGGGAGUCAAGUGCAAUAAGUGUCCACAACAACAUAAAACCCACACUACAUUUCGGACUUCAAAGAAAACAUACUUCCGCCUUUAUAUGUCUGCGGAUGCCAUACACAACUCAACAAAAUCACAAAACUUGACUGAUAUGUUUUUAAUAUGAUUUAUCUUCUGGUGAUUUGUUUAGGUCAAAUAAUCUGCAGGUUAGCUUUCUUUUGACUGAGGAACAAAUUCGAUAAGCACUGCAUAUGCCUGAGGAAAACAUUACACUCUGCUGUUAGGAGGAACACACUAAAUGUCACUAAAAGUGUCAGGUUGGAGCUUUAUUUAAAUGCAUUUAGGGUUAUGACAUGUUAAAGUCUGGCCACGGCAUUGUGUUUUAUCCUUGUCAGUGCUGUUUAUGACUGAAAAACUGUAUAUUUGCUACGGUGGGAUUGGUUUGCUUAUUGUAAAAAUGAGAAGCGUUUUCAGGGUGUCUAGGUGGUGGAUGAUAAAGUUUUAAAUUUACUGCUGGAAUUCUGCGAAGUUUAAUUUAAUGACAGUGAAGGCAUUCAAAGUCCACAAUGCAUUUAUUUGUCUCUUGUAUUUGCAUUUUUUUCUGUCAGCUGACCAGUCCUGCAGUGUGAAACAUUUUUCUUUUCAUUUCAGCUGGUCAAAAAAAAAAAGUUGUAGUGCAGCCACUUUUAAAUGAAAAACAUCGUUCUGUUGUUGCUGUAUAGCUGCUAGCCUGAAUGGUCAGCCUCUGUAUUUACUGAUCUUGUUGGCCUUCAGGGGUUAAAGCUUUGUGAGCCCACUGGAUCGAUAUAUUCAGACUGAUAAAGUAAUAAACGGUUUCUGGCUGUUGUAACUAUGGGAAAGGAUGUACUUUCCUCAUACUGUAAAUGCAACAAUGUUCCACUGUGAUGCUCAGACCUGCGGUCUAGGUCUUGCUUUAAUUACACUGUUACCAGUCCCAUGUGAUUUUGCCUCCAGCUCUGAUCUGUAGACAGUUUGCACUUUGCUCUUCAGUGCUAUACUUGGUGUUGAAGGGGAAUGUUUCCUGAAAGUUACCAUCACUUAAGGAACAACGUCAACUCAGAUGUUCUGAGUCCUCUUUUUUUUUUUUUUUUUUCAUUACACAUUUUUAUUCAGCUUUAUAUUCGUAUUUAUUUUUGCGUCUUUCACAUUUGGACAGUGGCUGCAUUCAUGGUGUAUUUUUUUUCAAUAAUGUUUGAACAGAAAUCUACAGUUGAGGUUUUCUCUGUCCUUUUAUCCUUGUUUUGAUCCUGUAAUAUGUGUCAAUCUUGUGUGAAAGCGGUGAAUUUAUUGAGAAAACAAAGUUUUGUUUUUCUUUUGUUUUGAUCAAUGUUUCGGUAGGAUUUGUUGGGUUGUCUUCAAAUCCAACAGUCUGUGCCUCUGUUUUCUGUAUGUUUAUCCACUCAUGUCAUUGUGUGACUGUGUGUAUGAGAUAAUGUGUAUGUAUUCUAUACACCCAAUCCAAAUAUAUAGCUAGAAUGAAUCAUGAAUAAAGCAGAUUUAUACUGAA